This is a messenger RNA of Triplophysa dalaica, 1763 nucleotides long. Its product is annotated as cytochrome P450 2K1-like. The record is from RefSeq and is a predicted model, not a curated record. Gene Ontology annotation, cellular component: intracellular membrane-bounded organelle; cytoplasm. Gene Ontology annotation, molecular function: iron ion binding; heme binding; oxidoreductase activity, acting on paired donors, with incorporation or reduction of molecular oxygen, reduced flavin or flavoprotein as one donor, and incorporation of one atom of oxygen. Gene Ontology annotation, biological process: xenobiotic metabolic process. NCBI's taxonomy places the organism in Eukaryota, Metazoa, Chordata, Actinopteri, Cypriniformes, Nemacheilidae. Bases 34 to 1548 code for a protein of 504 amino acids. The transcript is spliced from 9 exons.
CAGAAGAGAGUCGUGCAGGUGAUCAGGUUGAAAAUGGCUGUUGUGGAGGCACUUCUGCAGCUUCCCAGCACCAGUACAUUACUGGGUGCUUUGCUGUUAAUACUGGUUGUAUAUCUGCUGUCUUCUGGUCCUAAAUCUCAGAAAGAAGGAAAAGAACCACCGGGACCCAAACCACUUCCACUGCUGGGGAACCUGCUGACCCUUGACCUUGAAAGACCCUUUGACACUCUCUGUGAGCUGUCCAAAACCUAUGGAAACGUGUUCCAAGUGUUUUUCGGUCCCAAUAAAGUUGUGGUCUUGGCUGGAUACAAAACGGUUAAAGAGGCGCUUGUGAACCGAGCUGAAGAGUUUGGAGACCGAGAAAUUGCUCCCGCUUUUAAAUUACUGGGUGAAGGACAUGGGAUCAUUUUUGCCAAUGGAGAGAGCUGGAAAGAGAUGAGACGCUUCGCCCUCACUAACCUGCGUGACUUUGGGAUGGGCAAGAGAGGAAGUGAAGAGAAAAUCAUAGAGGAAAUUCAAUAUCUGAAAGAAGAGUUCAUGAAGUUUGAAGGGAAAGCCUUCGAUACAACUCGACCUGUGAACUACGCCGUGUCAAACAUCAUCUCGGCGAUUGUGUACGGCAACAGAUUUGAAUACACUGAUCCUCACUUCAAAGAAAUGGUCAACAGGGCAAACGAGAACGUUCGGGUUGGUGGAUCAGGCUCUAUGCGGCUUUUUAACAUCUUUCCAUGGUUGGGCCCGUUCCUGACCAGCAAAAGGAUUGUCCUGAGAAAUGCUCUAAAAAACAGAGUGGAAAUGAAAAGAUUGAUCUCGGAUCUGCUGGAGACUCUGAAUCCCCAAGACAGCAGAGGAUUUAUCGACUCCUUCCUCAUCCGAAAACAAAGCGAUGAGAAAUCCGGCAAGAAGGACUCAUAUUUCCACGAGGAGAAUCUGCUUACAAGUGUGAUAAAUCUGUUUGUUGCUGGCACUGACACCACAGGAACAACAUUGCGAUGGGGUUUGAUGAUUAUGGCCAAAUAUCCUCAUAUCCAAGAUCGAGUUCAGGAGGAGAUUGACAGAGUGAUCGGUGGACGUCAGCCGAUGGUGGACGACAGAAAGAAUCUGCCGUACACAGACGCUGUGAUCCAUGAAACCCAGAGACUGGCCAACAUAGUUCCCAUGAGUCUCCCUCAUACAACAAGCCGUGAUGUUGAAUUUAAUGGAUAUUUCAUUAAGAAGGGUACCACUGUGUUUCCUCUGUUGACGUCUGUAUUAAAGGAUGAAAGUGUUUGGGAGAAACCGCACAGCUUUUACCCAGAACACUUCCUUGAUGAAAAGGGACAGUUUGUCAAAAGAGAUGCUUUCAUGCCCUUUUCUGCAGGACGCCGGAUAUGUGUAGGAGAGAGUUUGGCCAGGAUGGAGCUCUUUCUCUUCUUCGCGUCUCUUGUUCAGAACUUUCGCUUCACUCCUCCUCCUGGAGUGUCUGGAGAUGAUCUGCAACUUAAAGGAAUCGUUGGAAUCACAUUGAAUCCGUCCCCACACAAGCUGUGUGCCAUCAAACGUUCCUGAUCUAAAACAAUGUUGUCAGUAUACACAGGCAAACAUACAACAUUCAAUGUGGUACAAAUCACAGACAGGAUCAUUUAACAGUAAUUUCACAAACUCGCAGAAAAUGUAAAUAUGUAAAAACAGCAAGAAAUUAUGAUACGACUAAAAAAAUUAAGUUUCAGUUUGCAUUAUGUAAUUUUAAAGAUGUGAAAUCAUUAAACAGAUUUUUUCUAGCA